CAGGGAAGACAAGAUACUUGAGCUUCCGGGAUGAGGGUGAGGCGUGAAGAGCUGCCUCCCUGGUUUUGUAAAAUCGCCAGGUCUCAGAAACAAAGUAAAGAUGAAGGCGAGGAAAUACCUGAACACAAGGAAAAUCCAAGGAAGGGCAGGCGACAGCCCUCUCCUCCAUCGCCCCCUCUGCCACUCUCCAAAGACCGCCGCUGCUCAGCCUGUGCGACUGAUUCAUCCCCGUGGGCUUCCUGCAGGAAUACUGCCCACAGUGCUCCCCUACUGGAUGCCCCUGCAGAGGACACAGGAUUGAAAAAGAAAAAGCUGCUUCCCCCGGAGUAGCCUACCUCUUCCGGCAGCAGACAUCAUCUACCACUGCCCCUUGGAGCAUUUUCCCUUAUCUCCUGGGCCUAGACAGCCCAGUGAAUGAGCUGACAGUGGAGGACAAAGAGCAAUAGAGAAAGAAAGGAUUCCAGACAUCUUCCUAGAAAUAGUCAUGGCGCAUAACCCAGAGCCUCUAACAGAGACCUCGGUGGUCAAGUUCAAGAAUCAGGACUUCAGGACUUUACGGGAUCGGUGCCUGAGCCGGGGUCAGCUGUUUACAGAUGAUACGUUCCCGGCUGAGGCAUCUUCCAUAGGCCAGAAGCUGCUGAAGGGUAAACACCUUUCAAAACUGGAAUGGAAGCGACCACAGGACUUAUCAGAGGAUCCGCCUCACUUCAUCCUGGAAGGUGCAAGCAGAUUUGACAUCCAGCAAGGAAGAGCGGGAGACUGCUGGUUCCUGGCAGCACUGGGAUCCCUGACCCAGAACCCACAGUGUCUGCGGAAGAUCCUGAUGGACCAAAGCUACUCACACCAGUAUGCUGGGAUUUUCCGGUUCCGGUUCUGGCAGUGUGGCCACUGGGUGGAAGUAGUGGUUGAUGACCGAUUGCCUGUCAUAGGCAAGAACUUCCUCUUUGUGCAUCCUCGCAGAGGCAACCAGGAAUUUUGGCCCUGCCUGAUGGAGAAAGCCUAUGCCAAGCUGCUUGGCUCCUAUUCCCAGAUCCACUAUGGCUACCUUCCCGAUGCCCUGGUGGACCUCACGGGAGGCGUGGUCACCAUUGUCAAUCUACACUCCUCCCCUUCCGACCUCCUGAUGGCGGUGAAGACGGCCGUCAAGGCGGGCUCCAUGGUGGCCUGUGCCACCCCAAAGGGGCUGACAGAUGAGUCGGAGGUGAUGGAAAAUGGACUGGUGAGCCAGCACGCCUACACAGUAACUGGAGCUGAGCAGAUUCAGUACCAGAGGGGCUGGGAAGAAAUCAUCCGCCUUUGGAACCCCUGGGGCAACACAGAAUGGAAAGGGCGCUGGAGAGAUGGGUCCCAGGAGUGGGAGGAAACCCACGACCCCCGGAAAAGCCAGCUGUAUGAGAACAAGGAUGAUGGCGAGUUUUGGAUGUCGUGUCAAGAUUUCCAAGAGAACUUCUCAUGCCUGUUCAUCUGUAACCAGAUCCCCAUCACCCCAGAUCAUGGAGUCACACCCAAUGAAAAAUGGCGCCAGAUGAUGUUUAAGAACCAAGUGAUCUCGGGAAACAUGGCAGGAGGACAUGCCAGGGAUACUCAGUAUCUCUUUGGUGUUCAAGAGGCCACAGUCGGCAACAAUGUUGUUGUGGCCUUUACCAUCAUGUCACAGAGCCUGAACACAGAAGAGGAGAUAUUCCCAUUACAGUUCCAGGUGUUCAAGGUAGACUCCCAGUUCCAGCAGUUCCAGGAGAGACUGCCACCUGCCUUUUUCUCCCCAUUUAGAAGUGCUGCCCAGGGCAUAGACUAUGUAUCCAAAUGCAACUUCACCAAGUCUUUCCAUCUGAGCCCUGGGACCUAUGUAAUUGUUCCCUCGGCACACCGCAAGGAAGUUGAGUUCCUGCUCCGAAUAUUCCUCAAAAUGCCAGACAAGGACAGGAAUCCGAGCAGCAGUUUCAACCUCAGAGCCCUUAAGGGAAGUCAUUCAGAAAAUGGAUCCCCCAAAAGCAUUUUCUACAGAUACGUGGAUCAGGGGCUGGACAUUGAUGCCACCCAACUUCAGAAACUUCUCAACCAAGAGUUCCUGACAGGGUCUCCAGGGGACACUUUCUCCUUGGACCAGUGCCAAAGCAUCGUGGCUCUGAUGGAUCUGAAGGUGAAUGGGCGGCUGGAUCAGGACGAGUUUGCCCGACUAUGGAGUCGCCUUAUCCACUGCCAGCGUGUUUUCCAGAGCAUCCAGAGGAGCCCUGGCGUUCUCCUGAGCUCAGAUCUGUGGAAGGUCAUAGAGAGUACAGACUUCCUUUCAGGAAUCUUCAUCAGCAAUGAGCUGCUGGGUCUCAUGACACUCCGCUACAGUGAUAAAUCUGGCCUGGUCAGCUUCCCCAGCCUUGUCUGCUUCCUAAUCCGACUGGAAACCAUGGCAAAGGCAUUCCGCAACCUCUCCAAGGACGGCAGAGGAGUCUACUUGACAGAAAUGGAGUGGAUGAACCUGGUCAUGUAUGGCUGAGGUGAGGAAUCUGGCAGAGCCCUCUGGACCAGGACAAACUCCUGGUGGUCACUCAAGGAACUGGCUUCCUCCUCCAUGGCAUUGUGCCGACCUCCUGUGGCAGGUCUGCAGCUAAACCUGAUCUUGGAAGUGGAGUCAAAGAUGCCUUUCAAGAUCUCGGGCUGAGUUGCCAGCUGAGUCAGGCUCCGGUAAACCCAAGGACGUUAGGUCAUCAGAGCACUUUCUGACAUCGGUAGGCACUUCCAGGAAAACAAAGCAGGAAGUCUCCCCUGUGGGGAAGAAGGGAAGGAGCCUCCACUACCAACUCUCGGAAUCCAUCUCUUGGAAAAAACAGACUGACCCAGUGUAUUCACCCCCCAGGUGGCGUUGGUGACCCAGGACUGGUCUAUUCAGUGUCAUUUACCAGUAAUGACAUUCUUUUGUAUCUGCAUCAUAGUUGUUUUACGGCUGAAUGGCAAAAUAAAAUAAAAUGUCCACAAAGGAUUCUGGGUGUGAAAGAAGACUCUUCGGUCUGGUUUUAAAAGUUCAGCUGAGGAAAAGGACAGUCUAGCCAGCAAAGGAGCCGCCUUCCUCCUCCUCGUUCAUCGUUUGGUUCUUGGGUAUCUCAAAAGGGUCAUUUUGAAUCAUGGUCAUUUCAGAAAAUAACCAGGGGAGGCCCUACUCUGCAGUAUAUGCAGUGAAAGAACUCAACUCUGGAAGCAUCUCUCAGUGGGGGAUUGUAUUGGUUGUUUUCCUCAUCUACGUAACAGAGUACCUGAUAUAACAACUUCCGGGAAGAAAGGUUUAUCUUGACGUAUUGUAUCAUGAGAUUUUAGUCUACUAUGGUGGGAAAGGGAUAGCAAUGUUCAUAGUGAUUAGAGCAUGUGGCACAGGUCCCUCCCGCCAUAGUGGACUAGGAAGUAGAAAUGGACCAGAACCAGGAGCCAGGCUAUAUAGACUUCAAAACCCACUUCUGGAGACUUAUACCUAUCAGCUCCCUCCUCACCAUCUGAGGGUCCCAUCAUCCUCCAAAAAUAGCGCCCCCUGCUCACGCAUGAGCCUUAGGGAGACAUUUUGGGUUUAAACCACAAUAGGAACAGCAAAUGGAUGUGUGGAAAGGACUUUCUCGAGUGACUUUGUGAGAAGACCCCAUUAGAAAACAGAUGGCAUGGG
Molecule: messenger RNA, 3643 nt
Organism: Peromyscus maniculatus bairdii (prairie deer mouse)
Lineage: Eukaryota; Metazoa; Chordata; Mammalia; Rodentia; Cricetidae
Gene: Capn13
Product: calpain 13
Biological process (GO): proteolysis
Cellular component (GO): cytoplasm
Molecular function (GO): calcium-dependent cysteine-type endopeptidase activity
Source: RefSeq, a predicted model, not a curated record